AUGAAGAAGAAGAAGUCCAAGACGCCGAACGCGCCGCCGUUCGCGGUGGAGGAAGAAUCGUCCGACGCGGCGCUGUGCGAGUUUUACACGCACUCGCUGUGCCCGUACGCGCACAGGGUCUCGCUCGCGCUCGCGUUCAAGCGCGUCCCGCACGCGCGCAAGCACGUGGACGUAUCGAACAAGCCGAGGUGGUUUCUCCAGGUGAACCCGCGCGGUUUAGUCCCCGUGAUUCGCACGAGGGAGCGCGAGGUGCUGAACGAGUCGAUCGACCUGUGCUACUGGCUCGACGCCAGCUUCGUCGGCGAAAACCACCCGCCGCUGAUGCCGAGCGAUAACGACGAGCGGAACCGCGCGCUGCGCCUCGUGAAGGCCGCGGACGGCGGGUUCAUCGCCGCGGGGUUGAGUUUCAUCGGCGGCGGGUGGGGGUUCACGGAGGGCGACCCCGGGGACGCGAGACGCGCGACGCUCGCGGCGGAGGUGGCGAAGAUCGAAGACCAGAUGGACGACUGGGACACGUUCCUGUGCGGCGUGGACCCGUCCGUCGCGGACGUGGUCUUGUGGCCGUUCGUCGAGAGGUUCGAGCUCGCGAUGCGGGAGUUCAACGACACGGAGCUCGCGGAGAUGGGCGGGAAGAAGUUCAGCCGGUGGAUGCGGCACAUGAAGAAACUGCCCGAGGUGCGGCGCUUGGCGCCGGACGAGGCGAAGCUGCUGAAGAGUUGGCGGCGGACGAUGCGUCUGGAUUACUUCGACUACGAGACCGCGGACAUGGACGACCCGUGA
Molecule: messenger RNA, 780 nt
Organism: Micromonas pusilla CCMP1545
Lineage: Eukaryota; Viridiplantae; Chlorophyta; Mamiellophyceae; Mamiellales; Mamiellaceae
Exons: 1
Coding region: 1-780 (259 amino acids)
Cellular component (GO): cytoplasm
Source: RefSeq, a predicted model, not a curated record